AUGAAAUAUCUAAAAUUACUAAUAUUUUUUGGAAUAAUUUCUUUAGGCCAUUGCCAUUUUGAGUUUCUUAAACAUCUUCAAUCAUUAGAAAUAUCACCAACAUACAAAUGUCUAGGAUGCAAGACUGCCGUAGAAGCCUUAAAAUAUGUUUAUGAAAGAAAUGCAACACAAGAUAAAAUUAUUUAUUUUGCUAAAUUUAUAUGUCAAAAAUUUACUUCAAAUACAAAUAUUGUUUGUAAAGGGAUGACUUCCCAAUUUAGGGAAGAAUUUUUAUACGUUGUUGAAAAGUUACUUGUAUCACCAGAUUUAUUGUGUGGAUUAUUUAUUGAUGAAUGUGGUGAUCCUAAAAAUCCAUUUAAUGGUAAUUGGGAAAUUAAAUUACCACCAAAAUAUGAGAAAGAAAAAUCAGAGAUGUUAAAAUCAAAUAAAAUACCUAAAACACAAGCAACAAUUUUUAAAGUUUUACAAUUGAGUGAUUUACAUUUUGAUCUUCUUUACAAACCUGAUUCAGAAGUUGAUUGUAAUGAACCUAUAUGUUGUCAUGAUAUACAUAAAAUAAAUAAAAGGAGAAAACGUAUUAAAAAAGUUAAAAAACCUGCUGGUUAUUGGGGAUCUGUUGGAAAUUGUGAUUUACCAUUUUGGACUAUAGAUGCAAUUUUUGAGGAUAUUUCUAAAAAUCAUGAAGACAUUGAAUAUAUCAUGUUAUCUGGAGAUUAUAUGUCUCAUAAUGAUUGGAAUUAUACAAAAGAAGAACAUUUAUUUAUUGUUGGUAAUCUAAGUAGUAUGAUACAAAAAUAUUUUCCAAAAACUCCUGUAUUUUGGGCAAUUGGAAAUCAUGAGGGUGUUCCAGUAAAUUCAUUUGCACCUCAUACAUUACCAGAAAAAUAUAGACCACAAUGGAUUUAUAAAGCAAUUAAAGAUGCAGCAGGUGAAUGGUUACCCCGUGAAGUGUAUGGAGAUUUUGAAUAUAGAGGUUCAUGGGCAGUAAUGGUACAAGAAAAUUUAAAAUUAAUUACAAUUAACACAGGUUAUUGUGAAACAACAAACUUUUGGUUGUAUUUAAAUCAAACUGAUCCUGAUGAAAGUUUAUCAUGGCUUGUUAAUCAAUUAUAUGAUUCUGAAAAGAAAGGUAUAUAUGUACAUAUUUUAGCACAUAUACCACCUGGUGAUGGGGAAUGUUUAGAAGGAUGGUCAAGAAACUAUUACAGAAUUGUAAAUAGAUUUUCAGAAACAAUAACUGGUCAAUUUUUUGGACAUAUUCAUGUUGAUGGUUUUACUGUAUUUUAUGAAAAUAUGAAUGAUAUAAAUAGUAAACCAACAAAUAUCAUGUAUUCUUCACCAAGUAUCACAACAUACUCAAAUUUAAAUCCUGCUUAUAGAAUUUAUGAAAUUGAAAAUUUUGGAAGUUAUAGAAUUAUAGAUCAUCACACAUAUUUUUAUGAUUUACUAACUCCUCAAUCUCCAUCAAUUAAACCACACUUUAAAUUAUUAUAUUCUGCAAAAUCAGAAUAUUCAUUACCAGAUAUGUCUCCUGAUUCUUGGAAUAAUUUAAUUUCACAAAUUGAAAAUAAUCCAGAUAUAUAUAAAAAGUUUAUUAAUAAUUAUUCUCGUAAUAGACAAUUUGUUUGUGAUGAAUCAUGUAAAAAGGAAGCAUUAUGUUCAUUACGUCGAGGACAUCAUAAUGAUAGUAAAUUAUGUAAAAACCAGUUAUCUACAUCAGAGUUAAUUGUAAAAGAAGGUUUAACAUCAAUAUCUAGUAUAAAGAAAGUAACAGAUAAUAUUGAACCAUCAUUCAUGGAAAGAGUAAUAAGUAGUGAAGUAUUUGAUAACAUUAAACAAAAAAUUUUUAACUUUUUUGGUUAA
This is a messenger RNA of Strongyloides ratti, 1863 nucleotides long. Its product is annotated as Sphingomyelin phosphodiesterase. Bases 1 to 1863 code for a protein of 620 amino acids. Gene Ontology annotation, cellular component: lysosome. NCBI's taxonomy places the organism in Eukaryota, Metazoa, Nematoda, Chromadorea, Rhabditida, Strongyloididae. Gene Ontology annotation, molecular function: acid sphingomyelin phosphodiesterase activity. The record is from RefSeq and is a predicted model, not a curated record. Gene Ontology annotation, biological process: ceramide biosynthetic process; sphingomyelin catabolic process. The transcript has 3 exons.